Molecule: messenger RNA, 909 nt
Organism: Naegleria lovaniensis
Lineage: Eukaryota; Heterolobosea; Eutetramitea; Acrasida; Naegleriidae
Exons: 3
Coding region: 1-909 (302 amino acids)
Biological process (GO): cGMP catabolic process; cAMP catabolic process; negative regulation of glucose mediated signaling pathway
Molecular function (GO): 3',5'-cyclic-GMP phosphodiesterase activity; 3',5'-cyclic-AMP phosphodiesterase activity
Source: RefSeq, a predicted model, not a curated record
AUGAACGAAAAGUAUAAUUUAACAUUUUUUAAAGCCUUAUUUCCUGGAUUGCCAGGAUGGUUGGCAGACGUGGAUUUAUCACAAAUAUCAAAAAAUCCAGAAGAAAAGCAACAAUAUUACAUGAGUUUGUCUGGAUAUAUUAUGAAACAAUAUAUAUUGGGAUAUUUUAUUGGACACUCUCAUUUGGAUCAUGUUGCUGGAUUAAGCAUUGUAGCGUCUCAAGAAGUAGCAACUGCCUUAAAUUCAAGCAUGUUCAAUAACAUCAUGUGGCCAAACAUUCCUAAAUUUACAAAUUGGUAUCAAUAUCAAACCAUUACAUUUGGAAACUUAUAUUAUGUCAGCGAUUUACUGUACAUGUCAAGCAAUAAGUUUGACAAAAACUCAAAUGGAGUUCGCCAACUACCAUCCACAAGCAAUUACUAUUUUUCAGAUACAACGGUAAAAGUAUUUCCUCUUUGCCAUGAUGUAGCAACAUCAUCAGCAUUCUUAUUUGAGAAAUCCGAUGUGCAACUAGUUUAUUUUUCUCAUACAGGCCCAAACACUGGAAUAAGCUGUGAUUGGCGUUCCAAAGUGACAGCGGUUUGGAAUAGUGUCGACAUUGCAAAGCUUUCAGCAAUAUUCAUUGAGGUCAGCUUUUCAAAUGACGUAUCUGAUAACUCGUUAUUCGGACAUUUAAGACCAAAGGAUUUAAUUCAACUAUUGUUGGAGCUUAAAAGCUUAAAAGGUUCACCUUCUCUCUCAAAACUGAACGUUAUCAUUACUCACAUCAAACCAACAUUUACAACCUUAUUUUCCGAAAGCAAUAGAGCAAUUAUUACUCGCCAACUUAAUCAAGAGGCCAAACAAGUGCAAUUGGAUUGCAACUUUGUAUAUCCAAAACAAGGAGAUUUUAUGUGUCUUGAGAAAUGA